UCCGCGCGAAGUCCACAGUGAGGGACCGUUUCUGUUCGACGCUCGAGGAAAUUCAGGAUGUUUCUUCCAGCUUUUGUGAUCUAAUGCGUCUUUUUUAGCUGCAGAUAUUCUUUAGCUUUAUUUCACAUUUAUUCUUUAAGUGCUGCAAACAGGAGACGCGCCUGAAACCCUUUUCUUGGCUCAUCGCGUCUCCGGUGCCGCCGCCUGCCCAGCCUCGUUCGCCGCUCCAUCCUGCAUCCUUUAUGCACAGCACGCUGCUCCGGUCCUCCCCAACAAAGCACACCUUCGUGUCCGCGCACCAUGGCCCGCUCCAGCCGCUUUUACUAAGAGACAUGGAAGCCAAACAGCACCAGAUAAAGAGCCUAAAAAGCUACCCGGAGACCGGCGGCCGAAGCCUAGCAGCGGCCGCCGGAGGAGACGGAGGAGGCGGCGGCGGAUAUCGAGCCGGUUCCACUGAAAUGGAGAUGGAGGCGAAGAUCCAGAAAGCCAUUGACUUCAAGUUGGAGGGCCAUCGCUGCUACAAGGAGAAGAAGUUUCGGGAAGCUAUAGGCAAGUACCACCGGGCGCUGCUGCAGCUCAAAGGGGUGCAUGUUGUGGACGGCACGACGGGCUCCGAGGUCAACCUGCUCAAUCAAGCCGCGGCCAAGCUGACCGAGGAGCAGCGAAGAGCCGUGGAGAGUACCGAGAUCGAGUGCUACGACAGCCUGACAGCGUGUCUGUUGCAGUCUGAGCUGGUAAACUAUGAAAGAGUGAAGGAGUACUGCCUGAAGGUGCUGAGCCACCAGAGAGACCACUUCAAGGCCAUGUACCGAGCCGGCAUCGCCUUCUAUCACCUGGGUGAUUAUGAAUGUGCCCUACGCUACCUGCGUGACGCCAAAAACCGCGAACCAACAGACACCAACGUGCUGCGAUACAUCCAGCUGACAGAGAUGAAGAUGAGCAAAAGUGGACAGCGGGAACGAGAGAGCGGCAAAGAGACCCAGGGCUAACCUUCAAUCUUUUCGCCCUCCUGACCCCUCCAACCUUUGUUUCCACAGCCUGCACCUCCCUCUUUCCACUUC
Molecule: messenger RNA, 1061 nt
Organism: Archocentrus centrarchus (flier cichlid)
Lineage: Eukaryota; Metazoa; Chordata; Actinopteri; Cichliformes; Cichlidae
Gene: ttc9b
Product: tetratricopeptide repeat domain 9B
Exons: 3
Coding region: 243-989 (248 amino acids)
Molecular function (GO): protein binding
Source: RefSeq, a predicted model, not a curated record